AUGACAGAUGCGAAAGGAAAAGUCAUGUCGAUGAAACAAUUACCGUCGGAAACGAUCAAACUGAUAAGUAGUACUCAAGUCAUUACGUCGGCAUCGUCGGUGGUGAAGGAAUUAAUGGAAAACUCUAUCGACGCCAAUGCUACAAUCAUCGAUAUACGUCUGGACAACUAUGGACUAGACAAGAUUGAAAUUCGUGACAACGGGGUUGGCAUUUCACACAGUGAUGUGUAUGUCAUGUGUUUGCGUAAUUACACUUCCAAAAUAUCCGAAAUAUCCGAUUUAGGUAAAUUGACUUAUUACGGAUUUCGCGGUGAAGCUCUUAGUUCCAUUUGUGCUGUAGCUGAUGUGACUGUUAUUACAAAAUCAGAUUUUGAUGAAUAUGCCAAAUCGUUUACCAUGGACAGCAAUGGUCGUGUGAAGGAUAGUACAAUUUGUCAUCACCAAAAGGGUACAGUUAUCAAAAUAGUAAACCUUUUCAAAAAGUUACCAGUUCGUAAACAAAUGUAUAGUUCAAAGAAACACUGUGUUAAUGCAUUUCGAAGAAUUGAAAUAUAG
Molecule: messenger RNA, 555 nt
Organism: Macrosiphum euphorbiae (potato aphid)
Lineage: Eukaryota; Metazoa; Arthropoda; Insecta; Hemiptera; Aphididae
Source: the annotation of a GenBank genome assembly